AUGGGGCGCCACCAGCGCUCGCGCUCCGCCUCCGCGGGCUCCUCGGCAACGCGGACGGACAUCGCCGAGCUCGAUUUCGCCGCGGCCGACCUGGACUGCCCCUUCGGCCGUGUCGACGCGCUCGGUCCCGUGGAGCUCCGCGAGACCGCGUACGAGAUAUUCUUCAUGUCCUGCCGCUUGUCCGGCGGCCCUGCCCCUGGUGGCGCCGGGGCGCGGGGCGGCGGCGCGCCCGAGGGCGAGGUUUCGUCGCCGAUGGCUGGCGCAGGGCCGAGGGGAGGGGCUGGGGGCAGCGUCAUGGGCAGCCGGGUCAAGAAGGCGCUGGGCCUCAGGGCGAGUUGGUUGUCAUCGUCGGCACAACCGAUGAUGGCGCGCACGCUCAGCCAGACCUCGGGGCCUGCCUCGCCAGGGCGCGUUCGGCGGCCGAUGACGUCGGCGGAGAUCAUGCGGCAGCAGAUGCGGGUCACCGACCAGAGCGAUGUGCGGCUGCGCCGCACGCUCAUGCGCGCCGUCGUCGGCCAGGUGGGCAGGAAGGCGGAGACAAUCGUGCUCCCUCUGGAGCUCCUUCGGCAGCUGAAGCCAGCGGAGUUCGCCGAUGCCGAGGAGUACCACCAGUGGCAGUUCCGGCAGAUUAAGCUCCUGGAGGCCGGCCUCAUCCUGCACCCCUCCCUUCCCCUCGACCGCCUCCACUCCACUGUGCUCCGCUUCCGUGAGGUCAUGCGCGCCACCGAGAUCCGCGCCAUCGACACGGGCAAGAACUCCGACGCCAUGCGCGCCCUCACCAACGCCGUGCACGCGCUCGCCUGGCGCUCCUUCGGUACUGGCGGAGCGGCUGCCGCCACGGACGCGUGCCACUGGGCCGACGGGUACCCGCUCAACGUGCUCCUCUACGUGUCCCUCCUCCAGACCAUCUUCGACCUGAGGGAGUGUACCGUCGUGCUCGACGAAGUCGACGAGCUCCUGGAGCUAAUCAAGAAGACGUGGCCGACGCUCGGCAUCAACAGGAUGGUGCACAACGUGUGCUUCGCUUGGGUCUUCUUCCACCAGUACGUGGUCACCGUGCAGGUCGAGCCGGACCUCGCCGCCGCGGCUCUCACCGUGCUCAUCGACGUGGCGGCUGACGCCAAGCAGGGGAGCCGUGAUCCGGUGUACACCAAGGUGCUCCUGAGCGUGCUCGGCGCGAUGCAGGAGUGGUCGGAGAAGCGGCUAAUGGACUACCACAGCAGCUACGAGAAGGGCGUCGGUGGCGCUGCCACGGAAGGCAUGGAGAUCCUGCUGUCCCUAGCGCUUGCGGCAAGCAAGAUCGUCGCCGACCGGGAAGGCGCCGGUGAAGGGAACUUUGCUGGUGACCGUGUCGAUUACUACAUCAGAUGUUCGACCAAGAGCGCCUUCACCAAAAUACUCGAGAACGGACUCAGCGAGGCUGACAGCGUGAUCAUCGACCGCGACAACGACCCCGGCGUCGUCUUGAUGCAGCUCGCUAGGGACACAGAGCAGCUGGCCAUGUUCGAGCGCAGGAACUUCAGUCCGGUGCUGAGGCGGUGGCAUCCCGCGCCGGUCGCGGUCGCGGCUAUCACUCUACACGGCUGCUUCGGCGUCGUGCUGAGACAGUACCUCGCCAAGGUGACCAUCCUCACCGAGGAGCUCAUCUGCGUGCUCCACUUGGCCAGCAGGCUGGAGAAGGCCCUGGCGCAGAUGACGGCCGAGGACGCGGCGGACUGCAACGACGACCGAGCCAAGGCCGUGGUGGGCGACAUGGAGCCCUUCGAAGUGGAAGCCGUCGUCAUGGGCUUGCUCAAGAUUUGGAUGGAUGACAAGCUAAUGCUUGGCAGGGACUGCCUCCUCAGAGCCAAAGACACUGAGAGCUGGAUACCGAAGUCCAAGGAGGAGCCCUUUGCCAGGUCCGCAAUGGAGCUGAUGAAGCUGGCCAGGGCGACCGUCGACGAGUUCUCUGAGAUCCCGGCGAGCGCGAAAGACGAGGUGGUUCAAGACCUCGUUGAUGGCCUUGAAUUGACCUUCCAGGACUACAUCUCCUUCGUGGCAUCUUGUGGGUCGAAGCAGAGCUACCUUCCUCCGCUCCCGCCGCUGACAAGGUGCAACCAGGACUCGGGCUUCUUCAGGCUCUGGAAGAAGGCGGCGCUGCCAUCGUGCCAGGCGCCGGAGGGCAGCCCGCGCGGCGGCUCGCACCGUAUCCCGCGGCCGUCCAUCAGCCGCGGCACGCAGCGCCUCUACGUUCGCCUCAACACGCUCCACUAUGUGCUCACCCACGUCCAGGCCGUCGACAAGUCGCUCUCCUCCUAUUCCUCCUCGGCGUCCGGCGCACACUUCGACUGCACCCUCGCCGCCGCACGGUUGGCUAUCUCCCAGGUCGCGGAGGUCGCCGCGCACCGACUCAUCUUCCUGGAUUCGCGCCACUCCUUCUACCAGGGCCUCUACGCUGGGACCAUCGCCGACGCCCGCAUCCGUCCCGCGCUCCGCGCGCUGAAGCAGAACCUGUCGUUCCUCAUCUCCGUCCUCGCGGACCGCGCGCAACCAGUGGCGGUGCGGGAGGUGAUGAGGGCCUCCUUCGAGGCAUUCCUGAUGGUGCUCCUCGCCGGCGGCAACGACCGGAGCUUCACGCGGGCCGACCACGCCACCGUGGAGGAGGAUUUCCGGAGCCUGAAGCGCGCGUUCUGCACGUGCGGCGAGGGGCUGGUCCUCGAGGAGGUGGUGGUGCGCGAGGCCGAGACGGUCGAGGGCGUCCUUGAGCUCAUGGCGCAGUCCACGGACCACCUCAUCGACGCGUUCGGCGUGGCGACGUGCGAGGCCAUCAGGACCGGCACAGACGACGAUGGUGGCAGCUUCGGUUGGGACACGCCGGUGCCGCCCACCACGCGGCAGUGGGACCCCGCCGACCCGAACACGAUCCUCCGGGUGCUGUGCCACCGCGACGACGAGGUCGCCAACCAGUUCUUGAAGCGCACGUUCCAGCUCGCCAGGAGGCGGUGA
Messenger RNA from Phragmites australis (common reed), 2985 nucleotides. Its product is annotated as protein unc-13 homolog. The record is from RefSeq and is a predicted model, not a curated record. The transcript is spliced from 5 exons. NCBI's taxonomy places the organism in Eukaryota, Viridiplantae, Streptophyta, Magnoliopsida, Poales, Poaceae. Bases 1 to 2985 code for a protein of 994 amino acids.